AUGAUCAUGCCACAUCGACCUACCCACUUGGACCAACACCGUGAACUUACGCUACUGGGCAAAGAUUGUGAGGCUGCUGCCUCCUCAUCCAGAAACGAACAGUUCAGUUUGAAUUUUAUUGACGGAUAUCAUCAUGCAAGAGUCCCCCUGGUUUUAGGUAUACUGCAGAAUGCAACGAUUCUCAUUGGGUUGGCACUGAAAGGCAGACCGAUAGCGGGGGUGAUUCAUCAACCGUUCUGGAAUCGAACGGUAUGGGGCCUGGAAGGUGUGGGAACUAUCGGCGUCGAUGUUCAUCCGCUACGUGGCAGAAAAGUGAUUGCGACGACCAGAUCGCAUGGCAAUGAGUUGAUGACGGAAACGUUGCAGGCGAUGAAUGCCGACGAAGUUCUCAAAGUUGGCGGUGCGGGCUACAAGGUAUUAUUAUUACUGGAAGGAAAGGCAAGCGCUUACGUGUUCGCCAGCAAAGGGUGCAAUAAAUGGGACACAUGUGCACCGGAAGCUGUAUUAAGAGCCGCAGGUACUUUUAUACUGAAGAACAUUUACUCCUGCAAUGACGUAAGAUACUCCCUAUCUUUCAGUUUUGCUACAGGGCCAAGUAAAUCGUUAUUUUCUAGUACAAACUACAUUAGUGAGAUCGUGUAA
Molecule: messenger RNA, 642 nt
Organism: Soboliphyme baturini
Lineage: Eukaryota; Metazoa; Nematoda; Enoplea; Dioctophymatida; Soboliphymatidae
Source: the annotation of a GenBank genome assembly